UUUUUGUAUUACUAUAAAUUAAAAAUAAAUAUUUUUUUCACAAGCGUACUAAGCCAUACCUGUACUUUAUUUUUUUUGAAUUUUACCGUAUCGACAUACCCAUGUCGUACCAGUAUCAGUACUCGUACUCGUACCCGUACCCCUACUUCAUAGACAACCAACAUGUAAUGAGGCUGAAUAGACUUCUUUCUUGUUUAAAAACUAAAUCAUUCAAAAAAUUUACUAACUUUAAUUCAAAAAUUGAACCCAGUGUGCACUAGCUAGGAUGAUUAAACUACUAUACACGUUGCCACCAGAGGCCUCAACCUAAGCCAGACAUAUACAUAUAGUUAAAAGAGUAAAAAUUUAGAUUUCCUAGCAUUGUUGCAUAGUUAAAUCAUAUAUCAAGAAUAUACAUGACACAGCACUGAGUGAUGAAUGAGUGCACUCAGCAGAGCUCUCUCUCUCUCUCUCUCACAAAGUGACGAAGGAAGCACUAAGCAGAGCAUUGAGCAGCGGCCAGAAAUUGAAAAUUAUUAACCGUGACUUGGCGGCGACUCACUCACUCUCUCACACUCUUCUCACAGCUUUCAAAACCAUUAUCAAGAUCAAGAAUACUGAAUUUGCGGAUUACCUACCAUAGCAACAUACCCUCCCCACCUUCCCCGGAAAACACUCAAGGAAGGAAAAGCAAUCCAAUCAUUAGAGACAGAGAAGAAGAAGAUUGCCAUGACAAUCCACUAGAAUUGCUUCCCAAAGAGAAGGGAUGGACAGGUCUGGAUCUCUAUCUCUACCAAGGCUUUUGGUGCCCCUCAAUGCACAUUUAAGGCAUAAUGUCUUUCCAACAACACUUCAAAGCUCAAGACACCGACCUCAUACUCGCCACCAUGCCCAAAUCAGGCACCACCUGGUUGAAGGCCUUGACAUUUGCUAUCGCCAACCGUCAUCGCUACACCAACACCCUUUCCCAACACCCCCUUCUCACUUCUAACCCUCACGACCUCAUCCCUUUUCACAAGACCAAUCUCUCCGCUAAUAAAGACAGCCAUCAAGGUAGUCGUAUUCUAAACCUCUCCAAUUUUCAAUCUAGUAUUUUCUCCACCCAUAUGCCAUACCAUUCAUUACCUGACUCAAUCAAGACCUCUAAUUUUUUUGUUGUUUAUCUCUGUCGCAAUCCCUACGACUCCUUUGUCUCCGCCUGGCACUUCUUGUCUAAGCCUAGACCAGAGAGCAUUGAACCUCUAUCGUUUAAUGAUGCUUUUGACAUGUAUUGUAGGGGUGUUAUUGGUUUUGGGCCCUUUUGGGACAAUGUAUUGGGGUACUGGAAGGAGAGCCUGAAGAGGCCUCAAAAGGUGUUGUUUUUGAUGUACGAAGACUUGAAAGAAGAUAUUAUUUUUCAGAUGAAGAGGCUAGCAGAGUUUACAAGUGUUCCAUUCUCUUCAGAGGAAGAAAAUGAAGGUGUGAUAGAAGAGAUAUCAAGGUUGUGCAACUUUAACAAUAUGAGAGAGUUGGAGGUGAACAAAACUGGUAAAUCCAUUAGACACUUUGAGAAUAAGACGUUCUUCAGGAGAGGUGAAGUGGGUGAUUGGAUCAAUCAUUUUACACUUGAGAUGGUGGAAUGCUUGAACAAGGUCAUUGAAGAAAAGUUGGGUGGUUCUGGGUUAGCAUUCAAGACUAGUUUGUGAAAAUUUACUAUGUUUGUUUCGUUGGACAAGAUUACUAAAACUAAUAAGUCCGGGAAUUCCAUCUUAUGUCAUGUUUGUUAGAAAUGGUCUCUAGGAAUUGGACUGUUGUUUGUCAUGCUUAGUGCCGGUUGUGAUGUGUUGUAGUUUUGUUUCUUUGGUCUUUAGAUUUGUAUUUUCGGACUUUGUAAGAGGACUUCUUGUCCUCCCUUUGCUAGCAUCUUUGUUUCAAUAAAAUUGAUUUUUUGUUGCUCAAACAAACAAAAAAAACUAUAAUCUGAGAAUAUUUUAGUCUUUCAACCCCCUAAUCUGGACCCCCUUAAUCCUUCUAUUUUGUAUCUCAUCCCCUCCUAUAAGACUCAAUAGUCGCUUAUAGGGAGGAUAUAAAGUCCAAAAGGGACUGUCAAUCUAGAGGUCCACUUUAAUAUAUAAAUGUGAAAUUCAAGAUCAAGCAAGAUAUAUAAUCCAAUCCCGUGCAUUAAUCCCCCCCACAACCAAUAUGUAACAAGGAUGAAUGGACUUACUCUCUAGUUUCAAAAACUAACUGUUCAA
Messenger RNA from Camellia sinensis, 2213 nucleotides. Its product is annotated as cytosolic sulfotransferase 15. Lineage: Eukaryota; Viridiplantae; Streptophyta; Magnoliopsida; Ericales; Theaceae. The record is from RefSeq and is a predicted model, not a curated record. Gene Ontology annotation, molecular function: sulfotransferase activity.